Fusarium pseudograminearum CS3096 is the source of this 576-nucleotide messenger RNA. RefSeq lists its product as uncharacterized. Bases 1 to 576 code for a protein of 191 amino acids. NCBI's taxonomy places the organism in Eukaryota, Fungi, Ascomycota, Sordariomycetes, Hypocreales, Nectriaceae. The transcript has a single exon. The record is from RefSeq and is a predicted model, not a curated record. Gene Ontology annotation, molecular function: acyltransferase activity, transferring groups other than amino-acyl groups.
AUGAGUGAUCCAAUUAAAAUCAACUUGCCGCAAGGCCUCGAGCUGCACCAUAUCGACAAUACCCAAACCUUGGAACAUUGGACACCUUCUCUCACCAAGCUCCUCCAAUCUUGCGUCAAUGAUGACCCUCCUUCAUCAUCACUCGGUUUCCAUGCACCUCUCUCUACCAAAGGUGCCACAGAAUUCUGGCUUUCUCUUUCGCCUCAGAUAUUUGGCCCCAAAUCGCGAAUUAGCCUCUUCAUUCUCGCUCGAGGCCCAUCCGCAAUCGGCACAGUCCAUCUAGUGUCCCAUCCCAAAGCAACACACGCGCACAAAGUCGAAGUCGCCAAAUUAUUGGUUUCGUCUGAAGAGAGAGGUCUCGGGCUAGGAAGGAAACUGAUGGAGAUUUCUGAGAGGUUUGCCAUGGAGAAGUUGGGCAAGAGUAUGGUUAUACUGGAUACUGCGACAGAAACACCGGCGAGGGGAUUUUAUUUGAAACUUGGUUAUACGGAAUGGGGAAUAUGUCCUAGUUAUGCUGAGAGUGCAGAUGGGCACUUGCAUGAUUGUUCAUUCUUCUACAAGAUUCUGGAUAGUUAG